This is a messenger RNA of Oncorhynchus gorbuscha (pink salmon), 2622 nucleotides long. Its product is annotated as B-cell receptor CD22-like. The transcript is spliced from 13 exons. The record is from RefSeq and is a predicted model, not a curated record. Bases 187 to 2391 code for a protein of 734 amino acids. Lineage: Eukaryota; Metazoa; Chordata; Actinopteri; Salmoniformes; Salmonidae.
GGUAAGUUGACUCACUGUACAAGACCUCCCCCCUUCACUCUGGCCUGUAUUCAUUAAUUGUCUCAGAGAAGGAGUGCUGAUGUAGGAUCAGGUCCUACCGGUCCAUAUAAUAAUGAUCUAAAAGGCUAAACUGGUCCUAGAUCAGCAGGAAGUGUGUUGGGGGUCUUUGUCUGGUCUGUAGCAGGUAUGUGGUCUGUAGCAGACUGCAGGGUGGGAGAUGCAACAAUGGUCUUGAGAACAGCAGGAAGUGUGUUGGGGGUCUUUCUCUGGUCUGUAGCAGGUGUUCUGGGACAAAAUACAGUGAGGAGUGUCUGUGCCUUAAAGGGGUCAUCAGUGUACAUGCGCUGUCCUGUUCCCAGUGUGACCCAAGUCACAGAGAUAGUCUGGUAUAACACAUGGUUGAAUGAUAAACCUUAUGAUCUGAGAUGGAACCCUAAGUAUGAUGGUCGUGUGGAGUACAGUGGAACUACAGAGAAGGACUGUAUCCUGAGAAUCACAGACCUGAGACAGAGUGACAUAGCAACAUAUUACUUCAGAUAUAAAACAAACCAGGAUUCAGAAUGGAAAUAUUCAUAUGGAAUCACUCUCAGUCUCACAGAUCUAAAGGUGGAGAGGAUAUAUUACAACACACUGACCUGUAGCACCACCUGUACUCUGACUGGUAACCCCACAUACAUCUGGUACAAGAACGGACAUCUAGAUGAGAGCACCUCCCUCCAGUACAGAGACCCAGUCUCCAGUAACUAUGACGAUAGUUACUCCUGUGCUGUAAAAGGCCAUGAGGAUCUCCCCUCUCCUGCAGUGUGUGUUCAGGGUCACAACUGCUGGAGGGUGACUUACACCAAGAGGAGAAUCUGUGUCUUGAAGGGCUCAACAGUGGAAAUAUCCUGCUCUUACACUCAUCCCACUAGUUAUAUAGAACAAGGUUCAUUCUGGUUUACACAGAAACACCCUGUAGAUGUCAGUUCAUAUCCAGAGUCUGCAGGUCGUGUGCAGUACAAUAGGAACACAGAGAACCACCACACCAUGACAAUAACACACCUGACAGAGAAGGACUCGGCUGAAUACAUAUUCAGAUUAAUAACAACAUCCAAGGGGAGAUUUUCUGGUCUUCCUGGUGUGUUGUUGACUGUCACAGAUAUCCUGUUGGAGAUGGAUCCUACGUCUGUGUCAGAGGGGGAGAGAGUCACGCUGAGAUGUAGAACCCAAUGUACAGUCGGUCUCAACCCCACCUACAUCUGGUACAAGAACGGACAAAGUCUGACCAACCCAGUCACCAGUUAUAACAGGCUGAUCCUAGACCCAGUCAGCAGUGAGGAUGCAGGGAACUACUCCUGUGCUGUAGAAGGCUUAGAGAGAAUCCUCUCUCCAGAAGAGACUCUCACUGUCAGAUAUGGCCCAAAGAACACCUCAGUGUCAGUCAGUCCCUCUGGUGAAAUAGUGGAGGGCAGUUCAGUGACUCUGACCUGCAGCAGUGAUGCCAACCCACCUGUCCAGAGUUACACCUGGUGGUACAAGAAGAAUGGAGGUGACUAUCAGAGUAUGACAGGACCACAGCAUGUCUUCAACCAAAUCCGGUCAUCUGACACUGGAGAGUAUUACUGUGAGGCCUGGAAUGAGAUGGGGACAGACAGGUCUAGGACCAUUAACAUGGAUGUGAAGUAUGGUCCAUGGAACACCUCAGUGUCAGUCAGUCCCUCUGGUGAAAUAGUGGAGGGCAGUUCAGUGACUCUGACAUGCAGCAGUGAUGCCAACCCACCUGUGGACAAAUACACCUGGUACAAGAAGAACGUAGCCUCACCAAAAGCAUCAGGACAGAGUUACAACAUCACUAACAUCAUCUCUGAGGACAGAGGAGAAUAUUACUGUGAGGCUGAGAAUACAAUAGCAUCUAAUAACUCUACAGCUCUGAUGAUCAUUGUAGCAGGGAAACAAAUAUCAGUUCUGACUGCAGCUGUAGGAAUCAUAGUGGUUGUUCUGGUUCUCAUCCUCUGUCUCUCUGGACUCAUGUGGUUCAGGAAGAAGAACUCCACCUCCACCUCCAACACAAGAGACACAGCAGAUGAUGGACAGGGAGACUCUAGUCCAGUGUAUGACAACAUCUCAAACAUGGCCAUGACCUCUACAGCAGCACAGCCAGAGUCCACAUACGACCAGGAUGAUGUUCACUACGCCAGCGUCCACUUCUCUCACUCCAAAAAACAGGAAGUGCCUCUGUACUCCACCGUCCAAGUGCUUCAGCCCCAGAAACAGGAUGAGGAUGUCGACUACGCUGCUGUGAAAUCCAACCUCCCCAGUUCUGCCACCCAACCAGCAGCAGCACAAGCAGCUGAGGAGAACUCCUCUGUUCUCUACAGUACAGUCAACAAACCCAGAACCAAGAAGACCUGAACGCACCAAACCCAGAACCAAGAAGACCCCAACACAACAAACCCAGAACCAAGAAGACCCCAACACAACAAACCCAGAACCAAGAAGACCUGAACAGAACAAGUUUGAAAAAAACCUUGUAUAAAUAUAAAUAUAAAUAAAACCUUGUGUCGGGGGUUUGUGGUAUGUGGCCAAUAUACCACGGCUAAGGGCUGUAUCCAAGUACUCAGUGUUGCGUUGUGCAUAAGAACA